AUGGAGAAGCUACAAACGCUGCUGGAUCAUGAGAGGCGAAGUGGCCCGGAGCCGUGCCCGUGUGGCCGUGGUCCAGACUGGGCACGGACGUGGCGGAGCUCCCUGGGUCACCGGCGAAUUCUCCCGAGGUGGCAGUCGGUAACGUUUAAGAUGCUUUUCUCCUGUAGUGCAGUGGGUGCCAAGGAUGUCUCUCCCGUUGUGGCAGGCCUCAUCGGUGCUACUGUCCUUGUGGUGUCUGUCUCAGUAACAGUGUUUGUGUGGACAUGCUGUCACCAGCAAGCAGAAAAGAAGCACAAAACCCCACCGUAUAAAUUCAUUCACAUGUUGAAAGGCAUCAGUAUCUAUCCGGAGACCUUGAGUAACAAGAAGAAAAUUAACCGAAUCCGGAGAGACAAGAACAGCACUCCUAAGGAGACUGGAAGGGGAAACCUCUUGGUGGAUGCUGCUGAAUCUGGUUUAAUAGGCUCCGACAAGGCUCCAGAUGAGCCAAAUGCAGCCCCCCAUGUCGACCAGCUCCCAAUAAAAGUAGAUUAUGGAGAUGAACUAAGUCCAGAUCAAAGCCUCACUCCAGGAGGAAGUAAAACCUCCUCCCCAUCUUCUCCAGGGGAUGAUGUCAUGUUGGGUGAACUGACUUUCUCAGUGGACUACAACUUCCCUAAAAAAGCGCUGGUGGUUACCAUUCAGGAGGCUCACGGGCUGCCAGUGAUGGAUGAGCACACUCAGAGCUCUGACCCUUAUAUCAAGAUGACAAUUCUUCCAGAUAAAAGGCAUCGAGUGAAGACUCGUGUACUUCGCAAGACGCUAGACCCAGUCUUUGAUGAAACCUUCACCUUCUAUGGGAUCCCCUACAGCCAGCUCCAGGAUUUGGUGCUUCACUUCCUCAUCUUGAGCUUUGAUCGCUUUUCUCGAGAUGAUGUUAUUGGAGAGGUCAUGGUGCCCCUUGCAGGGGUGGAUCCAAGCACUGGAAAGGUUCAGCUGACCAGGGAGAUCCUCAAAAGGAACAUACAA
Messenger RNA from Antrostomus carolinensis (chuck-will's-widow), 1008 nucleotides. RefSeq names its product synaptotagmin-11. Gene Ontology annotation, cellular component: axon; plasma membrane; synapse. Gene Ontology annotation, molecular function: calcium ion binding; calcium-dependent phospholipid binding; phosphatidylserine binding. Gene Ontology annotation, biological process: calcium ion-regulated exocytosis of neurotransmitter; vesicle fusion. Lineage: Eukaryota; Metazoa; Chordata; Aves; Caprimulgiformes; Caprimulgidae. The record is from RefSeq and is a predicted model, not a curated record. The transcript has 2 exons. The annotation marks the transcript as partial.